Messenger RNA from Balaenoptera acutorostrata (minke whale), 4225 nucleotides. RefSeq names its product dimethylarginine dimethylaminohydrolase 1 (gene DDAH1). NCBI's taxonomy places the organism in Eukaryota, Metazoa, Chordata, Mammalia, Artiodactyla, Balaenopteridae. The record is from RefSeq and is a predicted model, not a curated record. Gene Ontology annotation, biological process: positive regulation of nitric oxide biosynthetic process; arginine metabolic process. Gene Ontology annotation, molecular function: dimethylargininase activity; amino acid binding. The transcript is spliced from 9 exons. The coding region runs from base 724 to 1272 and encodes 182 amino acids.
CUUGGAGGAUGAGUUUGCCCCAGAGGAGAAAUUUACAGAACCUCACCGUCAGCUGCCCAUUUAAAGCAGGGGGUGUGUGAUGGGAGGGGGUGGGAAGCUGCAGCAAACAGGGUCAGGACGUUGGGGAGCCGGAGAGACGGGAGUAACCUGUGUACACAGCCUUUCCAUAUACUAUGUCCUGGUGAGACUGCUAGUAAACGACAGCCUCAGACAAGAGGAACAGCAGCUCGUCAAGUCCUGCUCCGAGAAGGUCUAGAAACCCCAGAUGUCCCAUCGCCUUCUCCCCUCCUCUGCUGAGAGCUGCAGAUCAGUUCACGUUGACAGAUUGAAGGGUCAGUGUGCAAACGUUCAUGGGUCCUUGCUCUGCUAUUUUGAAUAGAGAAGUCCUUGAGUCUCAGUCCAGGAGACGUGGCCAGAAAGGGCUACUUUCAUAGUUGGGCCAUCCUGCAAACACUGUUUUCAAGGGCCUGCAAUCCGAAAAACUGCGGCGAAGGAAGCAGUUUCAUCGGUGCAGAAAAGGAGCUCUGGCAACUUCUGCUGAGACUUUUCCAUAGGAAAUCCUUCCCCCAAAAAAAGCAACAGCUGUUUUGAAGACCAACUUUCCAAAAAUUAUAUUCAGACAACUGAUUUCUUGGCUCCGUUCUCCAUACCCUAAUCUUCACUUGUGUGCUGGGAGGAUGACUUUGAGCUCAGAGAAGAGGAGCUAUAAAAAUCCAGGUUGACAUGAUGAAAGAAGCAUUAGAAAAACUUCAGCUCAACAUAGUAGAGAUGAAAGAUGAAGAUGCAACCUUAGAUGGUGGAGAUGUCUUAUUCACAGGCAGAGAGUUUUUUGUGGGCCUUUCCAAAAGGACAAAUCAACGAGGUGCUGAAAUCUUGGCUGAUACUUUUAAGGACUACGCGGUCUCCACAGUCCCAGUGGUCGAUACUUUGCACUUGAAGAGUUUCUGCAGCAUGGCUGGGCCUAACCUCAUCGCAAUUGGAUCCAGUGAAUCUGCACAGAAGGCUCUCAAGAUCAUGCAACAGAUGAGUGACCACCGCUACGACAAACUCACUGUGCCUGAUGACACGGCCGCAAACUGCUUAUAUCUAAAUAUCCCCAAUAAAGGCCACGUCUUGCUGCACCGAACCCCAGAAGAGUAUCCAGAAAGUGCAAAGGUUUAUGAAAAGCUGAAGGACCAUAUGCUGAUCCCCGUGAGCCAGUCUGAACUGGAAAAGGUGGACGGGCUGCUGACCUGCUGCUCGAUUUUAAUUAACAAGAAAGUAGACUCCUGAGUCGCAGUCUCUCCCUUGUAGCCGGCAAUACUGCACUUGUAAGGCCGAUAACUGUACCCAUUCCUACCGUUUUCAUUGACAAUCUUUUAUGCCACUGUGCUACUAACUCUGGUUUACAAUUCUAAACUUAAUUGCUUCGUUCUGCACCUCCCCCAGCGCCUCCCCUCGAGGUGGUACCUAAACUGUGGAUUUGCUCAGUGAAUUAAGCAAUCUAGAAAAUAUAGAGCUAAUGAAUUAUUGAAAUGUGAUUAAUCAUUGUAAGGAAACACUCGUUUUAGUGUUUGUAUUAUCAGUGUGAAAAUCGUUUAUUUGCCAAUAUAAACCGAAGAAUGUCUUCUUGAUCAGUCAGCUAAGCUGGAUUUUCUUUCUGUAUAUCAUUAAUUAUCUUUGGCUCCUGUGAAAUUCCCUGGUCUGUGGAUCCUCCUCCUUUCCCUCUUUGUUUCCUUCUGAAGUAUGAAAACUUUCCCACUUCUAUCACAGUCACCUUGACCUUGGGUAGAAUGCGGGGUCUUGCCUUCUGCACACCUCCCUGCAGGUCGACCCUGUCUGCCAGCAGUCUUUCUGCCCCGCCGCCGCCGCUGCAUCUUCUGCCGCCACCACCACUUUCCCCCAGAGGGUCAAACAGGCCCCUCAGCAGAGCCGUGACCAAAGUCAGAGCAGCUGUUUAGGGGAGAGUUCACUGCACAGAGGCACAUCCCAAUGGGGUUUGCCCCAGAGAUCUAAAUUCUAGAAGAAGUAGGGCACCACACCUAGGAAUGUGAAUUCAGCACCAGAUGGUUGCUAGGGGAUUGCAGAUCAAGAAGCUUGGACACACCCCAUGAGUACAACACUUUAGAAAGUCUUUAAGUCACAUUCCAUGAAUUUUUGCUUUAUUACUGGCCAUAUACAGACCUUGGGGAAUAGACUUAUUUUUUUCUUUCAAUUUACUUUCAUUUCCCCCCAUUGUGACUCACCCUGUUUCCAGGCUUCUACCCCUUCAUCUGCAGAGUUAUUUUUUUGCUGAUCUACAGAGUCAUUUCUUUCAAAAGAGACAUUGCAUCUAAAAAUGAUUAUUGAUGGUCUAGUGCGAGCCAGAUGGAGCAUGUUCAGGAAGUGAUAGGCUUGGUGCUUGAAACCAGCCGCGGACAAUGGACAAUUCUACUUUGAAAUAUCCAUGAAUAUUUACUGUGGAAUUCAAUUAAAACUUCUUUCCUCUGUAGCCUUCCAAUUACACAACCUUAAACUGACACGAAUCUCUUACAAAGAACAAUGCCGCAGUGAAGGGAGAGAUGGCUGUCUUUUACUUAAAUGAAAGAAUCAACCUUUUAGCAGACCAGGGAAAUGGUACUUUCCAAGGAAUGAUGACUGAUUCAGGCAUUUUAUCAAACUUCCCAGUCAUCUCCACCUUUCCUGUAUUGCCUAUGGCUAAGAUGAAGAUUCAGGGAGUUUCAGGAAUGCUACUUCAAGUCUUGCUAGGCUCACCUAAUGUGUUUGUAAUCAGACAUUCCUCAUGUUUGGUGACCAAGAGAGAAUACCUUCAUUCAUUUCAUCUCCCCCUGAACAAAUGGAAGUGAGAAACCUCUGAGCAAACCAAGACAACCUUAACUACUAUUUUUUUCAUUUAUUCGAUCAUUUUAUGUCAGAUUUAGAAGAAAUUCCUUCUCCUCCUUCUUUUUCUUUUUGCUUGACUUUAAUAUUCAUAUCACGUUCAAAUAUCUAAUUUCAUGCAUCCUAUUACUGAAACGUAUCUUGGUCACUGUCAUAUUUCCAACUGUCUCAUCAUGGGUGAAUAAUAUGUUUUUACCACAGAGAGAAUGAAUGUUACCCACAUGCCCAAGUUAAUAAAGAAAAAUUGUCCUCAGUAGUUAUGGUUGCCCUUUGGGGUUAAAUCCGGCCCUAUGCUGGCAAAAACAGAAAUCCUCCCUCAAAAAGAACCACAGGAAAACUCACUCACUCAAUCAGCCACUUCAGUCUUAAUAGUACAGCUAACUGGCGUAUAAUUUCCAAUAUCUUUAUUUCUAGCUUUCCAAACUAAAGAACUGUUCUCUAUUAUGUUUAGUAAAUUGCAAGUGAAUAAACUUUUCUUUUGAACCAUUUGUUCUACAGAAGGCUGUUUUCACUUUUCCUUUUCUUUGCGUCUUUCCAUCUUUCCUUCUCUUUGUCUCAAGAAAUCACUUAGAAUCUAUGUGCCUCUUCUACAGAACCUUAUUCUGCACUGCUACAUCACCUACAAGGCUGGCUUCUUUGGCCUCUCUCUGUGAUAUGAUGAUGUGAAAACCUAAAAUAUUUGCAGCAUAGUAGUAUUAUUUCUUUGGUGUACUCAUCAGCAUCAUGUUAUCUUUGAAGCGGAAAGACAACCCGCUACCCCGUUACAUAGGUUCCCCUCUUGUCCAUUGUGAUUUAUAAGGAAAAGCUAACAGAAACUGCUUUUUGACAUUAUAAAGACAUUAGAAAUUGUAUUUCAGUAAGUAAGAGUUGAGUCAGAAUCACUUGGUCAGUAAGAUUCAACUUACUAAGGACAAUAUAGAGAAAGUACAUGAUUUAGCAUUAUUUCUUCAACUGUGAUGAAUUGCUAUAGAAAUCAGCAGGCAGAUCUCUCUACUGUGUAUUGAUUGCUCUUUUAAGCUACUGUGAACAGGUUACUAAGGCCAUCUCUUCAUCUCGAAGGGGGGAAAUAGUCUGUAUAUGAACAAUGUGACUUAUUUAGAGUUGCAUGUUAGUCUUCGUAAUUAUUUACUCCUUAACAUUCUACAGAACUCAGACAUGAUUUCCACAUGGUGUUAGACUUGUGCAUUUGAUUAUACUGACCAUUCUGUUACAGCCAGUGUACGGUUAUCCACUCUGUGUGCCAAAACCAGUAAUGCCUUUCACAGCCCUUUAGUCCAGAGAAAUUCUGCACUGAUUUUAGUCUCUUGCUGUACUGAUCCUACAAGUAUACCAAUCACGAUGGAAUAAAGUGUGAGUUGUACUGUGA